AUGGACGCCUCAGCUUCCUCCUUCCUCAACUUUCUCGUCCUCAUCUUAAUCCUCGUCGUCACAGCCGAGUCCAGACCUUCGCCUACGAGAGACGACACUAAGGUCAUGACCUCCCUGUUUGGCUCACGGCUCUCCUCCCUCCUUGUGGCCCCGCCCCCUCAUCACGACGCCACAGAGGGCUCAGCUGGAAGGCCCGCCUCCUCCAGGGGAAUGGCCAGGAGUCGAGAGGCAAGGCCGCAGUUCCUGGUGGACUUCCUGCGGCGGCAUUCCAAGUUGAGGAGGCGCAACCGAAAGGCGAUGGUGGGAGGCAGAGGAUGUUUCGGGAUGAAGAUGGAUCGUAUCGGCUCCGUCAGUGGACUUGGUUGUUGACCGGUUUUUCUUUUUUUUUUUUUUAACGACCGCUGGCCUCGUUUACUAACGAGGGACAAAAGGUUUUCGCCUGUUCAAGACCCAGGUACUUCUAGCUACCUCUGACCUCUGACCCCUGGCUAAAACAUAGCCAGAAGAAUGUGUGUGUGUGUGUGUGUUUGUGUA
Molecule: messenger RNA, 534 nt
Organism: Doryrhamphus excisus (bluestripe pipefish)
Lineage: Eukaryota; Metazoa; Chordata; Actinopteri; Syngnathiformes; Syngnathidae
Product: C-type natriuretic peptide 2
Biological process (GO): receptor guanylyl cyclase signaling pathway; cGMP biosynthetic process
Cellular component (GO): extracellular region
Molecular function (GO): hormone activity
Source: RefSeq, a predicted model, not a curated record